Boeremia exigua is the source of this 1175-nucleotide messenger RNA. RefSeq lists its product as uncharacterized. Lineage: Eukaryota; Fungi; Ascomycota; Dothideomycetes; Pleosporales; Didymellaceae. The coding region runs from base 230 to 1069 and encodes 279 amino acids. The record is from RefSeq and is a predicted model, not a curated record. The transcript has 3 exons.
CUGCGACGCUGGUCGCGUCUAUAUACUUGCACAGUGCAAUUGCCACGGCGCCUCGCAUCAGUCGCAUCUGUGCCAGCACCAGCGGAGAGCGACGCGUGACCAGGGCCAAGCACCUCCGCGACCCCAAGCACAGUGCCUUCAACAUUUCGCUUCUACGCUGCCAGCCUCGGACUCCAGCCGCCUAGGCCCUCCGUCUGAUUCGCCAAGCCCGUCUGCACCUCGCUGCGCCAUGGACCUCUCCGCAAUCUUGGACACCGCGCCCAUCACUGACCCUGAUGAAGAGGCUUUUGUCAUCUUCUCGCAAGAGAUCCCUUCUAGGAACUUAGGCAUCAUCGACGCGCAUGCCGAGGCGCUCGAGCUCAGCGUUGCCGGAACCGAUCUGAUCAUCCAGCAGAGCAGAGGCCUGCUGACGAGCGAUCGCAAGGCGGGGACUACGGGUGCAGUAGUUUGGGCUGUCACACCUCGCUUUGCCGAGUGGAUUGCCUCGCCCACCAACAUUUUCUUCACUUCGGGAUUGCUGUCAUCGAGUUCAACAUGCAUCGAACUCGGGUCAGGCAUCUCCGGCAUUGUGGCGCUUACGCUCGGUGCAAAGAUAGCAAAGCUCAUUGCGACAGACCAGGAUUACGCCAUGAAGUUGCUGCGCCAGAACAUCAGCUCAAAUCUUGAAGCCUUCUUUCCUGCCGCCAAGAAAGGAGGCAAGAGCAGGCGGAAGCCGCAGCCUUCAACUCCGCAUAGUGACCGCAUCACAACUGAGAUCCUAGACUGGGAAGAAGACUCGGUCGACCAUCUGCAGCCCGUCAAUCUCAUCGUGGCUUGCGACUGUAUCUACAACGAGGCCCUUGUUGAGCCUCUGAACACAACCUGCGCAUCGAUAUGCAAGCUCAACACCGACGCCGAUACCCCGACGCUGUGCAUUGUAGCGCAGCAACUGCGCUCGCCUGACGUGUUCGAACUGUGGAUCAAGAGCUUCGACCGUUUGUUUCACACGUGGCAGCUCCCCGACCGGUAUCUGACCGCUGACCUCAGGGAGAAUAGCGGCUUCGUGGUACACGUUGGCAUCGUGCGGUGACAUGCAGCCCUCGGAAAUAAGGCCAGGUCACAGCUACACCAGAAAUUCGGUGAAAAUAGGAGGAAGGAAUGUAUAGAGUUAUAUAUCCAUCAAUGUACAUGCACAA